Messenger RNA from Seriola aureovittata, 6309 nucleotides. RefSeq names its product family with sequence similarity 83 member Ha (gene sack1ha). The record is from RefSeq and is a predicted model, not a curated record. Gene Ontology annotation, cellular component: keratin filament. Bases 342 to 5141 code for a protein of 1599 amino acids. NCBI's taxonomy places the organism in Eukaryota, Metazoa, Chordata, Actinopteri, Carangiformes, Carangidae. Gene Ontology annotation, biological process: intermediate filament cytoskeleton organization; protein localization to cytoskeleton; positive regulation of cell migration. The transcript is spliced from 6 exons. Gene Ontology annotation, molecular function: keratin filament binding.
GCUGCCUCGGGACAAGCAUGGACACAGACACAGAGCUGUGAAGAGCAGAAGUGAACAAACUGUGGAGCCCCAGUCGAGGCGGGGCGAAUUCUGUCGACUGCAGUUUUCCUCUGAGGGCUCUGUCUCAAAUAUUCUCGCCGACAUGCCUCGAGCAUGACAAUAAACUGGUUUAGCUGGGUGAAGGGGGGAAAAACAAUGUAACUCAACUCUUUCGAUAAGUCCCACCUGGACUAGACGCACGACGCAAUUGCGGAGGAAAACGCGGCGAAGAAGACAAGAUGACUGGCUUAAAGUUUAACCGACGAGAGGAUUGACGACGUGAAUAUUAGUGAGACAACAGUAUGGCACGUCGCUCUCAGUGCUCAUCUGCCGGGGAUAACCCCCUGGAUCCCAACUACCUCCCUCCUCACUACCGGGAAGAGUACCGCUUAGCUAUUGACGCACUGGUUGAGGAGGAUUUGGAAGGAUACUACAAGUUCCUCCAAAAAGAUGAUGUGGUGGACUUCCUGUGUACACCUGAGAUUCAGUAUAUUCAGAGCUCUCUUCAGGUCCCUCAGCAGAGCCACCACCCUGAACAACAUUUUCUGGAGACUGGGGGAGAUGGCUCUUCAGACACUUACUGGCCGAUUCACUCUGACCUGGAUGUCCCAGGUUUGGACCUUGGCUGGCCUCAGCUGCAUCCCUUCAUUGGGCCCACAGAGGUCACCACUCUGGUCAACCCUCCAGAGCCCGACAUGCCGAGUAUCAAGGAGCAGGCCAGAAGACUUAUCAAGAAUGCUCAGCAGGUCAUUGCUGUAGUGAUGGACAUGUUUACUGAUGUUGACAUUUUGGCGGAUAUUCUCAGUGCUGCCAUGAGGAAUGUUGCUGUCUACAUCCUUUUAGACGAGCAGAAUGCACAUCACUUUGUCAACAUGGUGUCCAACUGCAGGGUCAAUCUACAGAGCAUCCAAUUUUUACGUGUGAGAACAGUGUCUGGCAUCACGUAUCACUGCCGCUCAGGGAAAUCCUUUAAAGGUCAGAUGAUGGAUCGCUUCUUGUUGACAGACUGCAGGGCUGUGUUGAGUGGAAACUUCAGCUUCAUGUGGUCUUUUGAGAAGCUCCACCGCUGCAUGGCACACCUUUUCCUUGGACAGCUCGUAGCAACCUUUGAUGAAGAGUUUCGGAUUCUGUUUGCUCAGUCCCAACCACUGAUGAUUGAAAAUGUGCCCACUCCAAUGGAAGAGUUUAGCCUUUUACAAAAGAGGCAAUACCCAAGCGAACGAACAUCAUUGUACAGAGAUCCUAGGAAAUUUCUAUCACUGGAAACUGUUCAUCCAGAUGACCGGGUUAGACAUUCCUGUGAUGAACGUAUGGAUGUGGAUUGGAGAAUGAUACCACUUAAAAGGCAGGGAUCCCUGCAUGGCCCUUCAGAUAUGUACAGGUUUCCCUCCCAGCAAUCUCACAUGGAUCCGCCUUUUGAUCAGGGUUCCCCCAGGAAGCCCAUGAUGGAAAAUGCUGCCUUCAAACGUCACAGUUAUGCUGAAGGUGUUCAUGGUAGAUUCUCUUACCCGUUCUUGCAGCAACAGGGAAUGCCAGAGCCUGAGAACCAGGGAAGGAAGUUUCACAGGGGGCAGCAGCCCUAUCCAGGGUCCGGACCAGGACCAGAAGCAGAUUACAGUGGCUAUGACAAGUUCUGGAACCAAGACCAUCAUUCAGCAGAUCAAUACUCUGAAUCUGGUUUACCACAAGAGAGGCAACCGUCUGAUAACUUUGACCCUGUGCUUAACUAUUUAUCAUCUACCAGAAAUGUGGACUUUGACCAGGGCUCGGAGAAAUUACCUGCAGCAGAUUUACCAUUCAGUUCAUCUCACCCUAGAAGACUGAGCUUAGGCCAGCCAUAUGCCUGUCAAACCUCUCCCACCGCUUCAAAUCCAACUGAUCAGAAGCAGUUUUUCCCGGAGCCUAACACUGACCGCAAGGAUCCUACAGUGAAACGAGGGCUAAGAAACUGGAGGAUUAGCUCAUACCUCAGUGCAUAUGAUAAUCCAGGAGAUGAAGGCCUCCCACUGAUGCCAACUCAGGCACCAGACCCUUUUGAAGAGCCUUCAAACCCCAUACAACAAAUAGCACCAGGAACAGAUGUGUCAUUUCCUAAAAUCCCAAAUGUUAGAGAGUUUAAGGUUCCUGCGAUGCCCAGGGCAAGUCACCUGCCGAAUUAUAUGAAAACCACUGUACGAGAGCAGUCAAAGAAAUUGCCUGAUGAACCUACUGCAGUGGCAGCAGAAUCUAAAACAACACCAACACCUUCAGAAUCAUCGUCCACAGCUGAAGGGGAAAAGACGGAGGAAGCAGAACAAAAAGAAACAAAAACCACCGGUCUACGAAGGGAGGAGUCAUUCCGUAGGAAGUACAAUGCUGCAGUGCCAAGGAGCUCCAGGUUAAGAUCCUCUCUGAUAUUCAGCUCUCUUGAGCAGCAGCAUGCUCAAGAUACCAAAACUGCUCCAGGCCAACAGGAUGAGGAAAGUGACACAAACGAAGCAGAACAGACCAAAUUACCUUUUGUUUCACAGGUUUUAGGAAAAAGGCGACCUGCAAGAGAACCUUUUGAAUGGAGCCGUUACAUAAAGUCAGCCACAGAAACGUCCAAACCAGACAAUGAAACCAGUAAAGCAGAUGAUAAAGAUACAUCAAAGGAAGAAAAUUCAAAGGAUCCAGAUACACAGAAAACAGAUUCUUCACCAUCAAUGCCCCAAUCCAAGCCUUCUGAAAACAAAACUGAUCAACCAGUACAACCACAUAAAUCUUUGCUCACCACUCCAUUGAAUAUAGAUAUGAAUGAUCCUGAUAAGAGGCUCUUGUUCUUCAAAGAGUUGGCAGCAAAACGCAAAGCCGCUAAGGCAGCAGAAGCUGAAAAGAGCAAAGACAAGGCUCCGAUGAAACCACCAAGUGAGCUAAAAACCAAUACCACUGUUAAAAAGGAGGAACUUGAACCGAAAGAAAACUCAGAAAAGAUGGCUAAUACUUCACUGUCUGUGGGUUUAUCCCCAAAAAAUGUUACUGCAGAUGAUGCAAAUAAAACAGUAGCCACAGAAGCCUGUGAGUCAGUCAGUCUGUCUUUAGAUGCCAGUGAUAAGACCAACAAGCAUGACAGUCAUGUCAAAAAUGAACCCAGUAUCUCCCAAAGUUGUAAAGAGGAGGAAACCAGAGUUUCAACUGUUACAGAGAAGACAGAGCUGAAAAGCAGCCAACCAGGAGCUUCUCUGCUUGUUUCUGCAGAAACAGAAUCUCCUCCAAACAAACCUCCUGAAGACCCAAAGCUGUCAACACCCGCUGUAAAAGAGAGUAGCCCAAGUCAUCCACCUACACCAACAAAUGCUACCCCUGCUACUGCUCCUUCUCUUGUGCAAGGUACUGAUGAAAGUGAAAGCCCAAAGCUUAAUUCUACCUCAAAGGAGUCCAGUUCACUCCCUCCUAGUUCAGUGGAGGUCCCACCAUCUUCUGCAUCUGCUGUAUUGAAUUCUAACACCCAAAAUCCUGAAUCAGUUCAGUUAGAAACCAGCAUCUCCUCCCCUGCACCUGAACAGCAGACUGGAUCAGAGUUGAGCUCUUGUGACCAAUCAGUUAAAAGCUCUUUCUCUGAUCACAUUCUGUCAGAUUCUGGUACACAGAUCAGUCCAAGUCCUCCAACCUCGAAAUCUGCUCCUCUUUCCACCCCUGAAGAGACUUUAUCUUCUAAUGUUACCCCAAAAGACUCCAGCUCCACCCCCUCCUACAGCAUAUUGUCUCCAAAUUCUGAUGAAACAGAAGCACCGGAAUCUGUCAGCUCCUCACCAUGUGAGUCACUCCAAACAACUGACAAAACUUCUACAGUAUCUACAGAGUCUAAGCAAGCUCAUCCAGAUCCUGUUUCCCAGUCUAUGUUGUCUGAGAACCCUUCAGCAGUUGUCUCUGCACAUGUGGAAUCUGAUAUUUCUCCUGAUGCAUAUGCUGCUUGUGCAGAACCAAACACAUCCUCGUUACAGUCCACCACAAAGACAAACUCUGAAAAAUCUUGUGCUCCUACACCUUUGGAAAAAUGUGUACCUGAACCAGAAAAUGACUCUGUUCUAAAGGCUGUUGCAGAGGAAUCUGAGGUAAGAUCCUCAAAGGACAUCAAAGCUGAUAGCACACCACCUAGUCUUAGCCCCUCAUCACCCAAGUCAGGUUUACCUAAUGUAUCUGAUCUGGGAAGUUCUCCUAUUGUUUCCCAGUCCAUAACAAAUGCAUCUCCACAAGAUGCAUUAACACAUACAGCCACUCCCUCUGAACUUAACCUGACAGGAUCUGUCGCUCCUGCUCCUGUUGAAACAGAGUGCUCUUCUCCUCUAACUGACUCAGUUGGAUCAGUUUUGUCCCCUGGGGCUAAAAAAACAGAAACCAACAUGUCUACAUUGUGCAGCCCCUCAGAUACACCCUCUCUUCCCAAGAUUACAACAGACUCGAACAAAAUUCCAAUGCUCCCAUCAACAGAAGCUUCUAGAGCAACUGAGCCUACCUCAAAAACCCCAACAGAGCCAGAGCCAACCCCUGAAUCUGUGACUUCUGAAAGCCAACCUUCAGAGCCACCCGUGCCUGCUGAAAAUAGUAAAGUAGACCAUCAGAGUGAAGUAAGCAAAGAGCCUGAAUUGCCCGACCCUGUUGAGAAAAAUCCAGAGGACACUGAGGCCACAAAUAAGAUCAAUAAAAGCACUACGCAGGAAUCUGUCAAAAGUGAAAAAACAAAUGACCAAGUAAGGCAAAAUAACCGCUCUGAACCGGCAGAGAUCACAACAGAAGAAGUCGUUCCUCUGUCACCACACUCCAAGCAGCCAAAGUCUCGCUACCACUCAUCAACAGCCAACGUGCUCUCAAGCAGCAACCUCAGAGACGAUACAAAGCUGCUUCUAGAGCAGAUUUCUGCAAAUAGCCAGAGCAGGAACGAGGCCACCAAGGAGUCUCCUGUCACUGAUGACGAGAAAGAAGAUGAAGCUGACAAAAAUGCCAAAAGGGAGAAAGAAAGAGGGAUCAGGACACUCAGCAGAGGGCAGCCUAAGUCAUCACAGGAAAGGGAUAAGCUGCUGGAGAAGAUCCAGAGCAUGAGGAAGGAGAGGAAAGUUUACAGUCGAUUUGAGAUGGCACCUUAACCGGUAUUUAAAGAAAGUUAAGAGAAAAAACAGUGCGCACAGUAAGUGUAGGAAGAAGGUGAGCUCAAGUAAAAACUUUGAAUGAUGAACAACACAUGCUCUCACCGAACACAUGAACUUCAAGGGGUAAAACUAAUACAAAAUAAUACAAACCUGUUGUCCAAGUGACAUACUAUGUUCAACAAAGGGCUUCUUACUGUGGGUGAAUUGCCAAGUUGCUACCAGUGAGAAGUACAUGGACUGAGAACAUAUGUGGGUUUAAAUACGGUUUUACUGACUGCAUGGGUAAAGUGCAAUGUGUGCAACAGAUUUUUUCUAUAAUUAUUCCUGUCUUUUUUUUUUUUUUUUUUAAAGCAUUGACAGCCAUUACAUAAAUGUCAGCUGGUUUUCAGGCAAAAUGUGAUGUUAAAGUGUAAUAGAUGAUCUAAAAUAGUCAGAAAACCGUAGUUUUUAUUAUAGUGUUUCACAAUCAUGUUAAAUAGAAGAUGAUUAUUACACAUAGCCUACAUGUAUUUGUGAAAUAGGUGGAUAUUUAAAUUCAUAUCCAUGAAAGGCUGAUAUUGUUUUCAUGUAAAUAAAUUGAAACUUUAAUUCUUUGUAAUCUGAAUUAUACAUUGAAUUUAAAAUGGAAAUAAACCUGAGAGGAUACCAUCUUAAACAUAUGUACAAUAUAACUGUGUAAAUUAUUGCACACUAUACAGUAUGUAGUGUUUUUGGUUUCUUUUUUCUAUUCAAUAUUGUUUAAUAGGAAUCGUUGAGGUUACAUGUCAUUUUUAAAAGCUACAUCUGGUUGAUUUAAAGGAUUAUUUCACCACAAUUACCUAAAUCAUCCAAAGUAUUUAUACACAGUAAAAUAAAUUGUUUUUAUUUUGAUGAUAUAUGAAACACUUGCUUUUAAAGUGUUUAAAUUUGGCCAUUCAAAGCCAAAGCUAUCUGAAAAUAUGGGUUUUUUUGUAAUUUGCUACAACUAACCCUUUAACUGUCUCUGAACAUCUGCCUGACCCUGUAAUUUAAAUGAAAACUUGCCAUACCUGUACAUUAAAACAAGAAAUUCUAAAACCACAAAGAAUUUACAUAACAGUAGGUAGAGUUGUGCUUAUUAUUAUGGAUUUAUAAUACGUAUCUUCUGCAACAUUUUAUAUUUGUAAAUAAAGUUUCUUAAAAAUUA